AUGCGCUUGGUUCUUCUUCUUCUUCUUCUUGUCCUGGAAGCAAAUUGCGUUAUCGACUUUAUUGUCGACUCUUUCAAGUAAGCCAACUACUCAAUUCGUUAAUAACAGAAAAUACUCCAGAAAAUAUGUCGAUCAGAAUUCGGAUCCCUGCGACAACUUCUACCGUCAUGUUUGCCCACUCGAUGGUUCUGUACCUAAUGAUUUACUCUCCGAAUUUUUUGAUCAAAUUAGGAACGAAUUUGAUCAAAACUCCACUAAAAGAGCGUGGGACCGGUUCUCAAUUAUGGUAUGAGCGUAGAAAUCGUGGAAAGGAAAUUUAAAACCUUUUCAAUUCAGGACGAUUAUAAGGUAGACGCAUCCGUUUCCGCAGAGAUUCCGUCUCUUUAUCUUCAAUUGUGAGUGCAAUGAACAGUUUUAAUUCUAGAAAUGAGUUUAGGUGUGAAAACGGAGUCGAUACAACACUGUUCCUCACUCAGUUGCACAGUAUAAUUGGUCCGAAACAGUGCAAAGAGCAAUUCUGCUAUCAUUUCAUUCGAGAAGAUCCAGACUGUAACCGUGGAACGGCUCAAGUGGAGAGUAUCGUUAAAGACUUACUCGGGUCAGAAGAUAUAGUGAGAAAAAUCAGUAGAAUAUAACAAAAAAAUGCAAAAUUUCAGACGGAAUUCAUUCAAACCAUUGGUUUGCUUCACAGCAAAAUCGUAGAUAUAAGCGCUCACAUUGACUAUGAUGUCCGCGAUGGAAUCGUUGAAUCCGAGCAAUAUUUGAAUGAAAUGAAGAAGUUGGUCGUGGAUUGGAUUAAAGUGAGUGUGAAGGAUAGUUUAAACUAAUAACUUUGUCAUUUAGGAGACUUCAUGGGUGGUCAGCCACGGUCUGGUAAACUCUACUAUCUCUCUAGUGGAGCCCGUCCGAAUAAACGACAAUUAUGGAGCAGAUUUAAAAGAUUUAAUUGAACAAUUCAUAUUGAUUGAAAUUCAUUACACCACUUGCAAAGCUAACUACGAAAAUCGGGAAUCGGCCAAACUCUUCUGUUUGGCUGAAACAGCUGCCACACUCGGAAAUUUCGAGGUUGAUGGAUCCGCUUGGAGUUUGACGGAUGCUUUCAUAGAUUUUCCCACAAUCGAUUUGGGAUUCGCUUUCUUUUACGUCGCUCAACAUACUGAGGACGCGGCGGGAAAAGUAGAUGAUUAAUGAAAUAAUAUAAAAGCUUCAAAAUUUUCAGCUCGGCUUCACAGGCGCUGCUAUCGGUCACGAACUCUCGCACAUGCUCAUCAAAGGUGGAAGUUCCGAUUUUCUGACCUACUUUUCCGAAAAUUCCAAAAAGUGCAUUUUGAAUCAGUUCAAUAGCACUUGUCAAACAUUUAUGGAGGUUGGUUGACAAAUGUUUCAUGAAAAAUUAACGUAAUCAAUUUGAGGAUUCGUGCAUAACUUUCGACGGACAAGUUGAUGAUGAUGGGGCGGACACUCUUGGUUUCCAAUUGGCCUAUUCACUUCUUGAGACGUUUUACGGAGAUUCGUUAAAUGUGAGAAUCUUUGAAACUGACAUUUUCAGGAAACCGGUCAGAACUGAACUGUUUUCCAGGAAAUCUACGAACCACUGAAUGUUACUCACAAACAAUUGUUCUACUACUCUCUUGCACUCUCGUUCUGUCAGGUACGUAUUCAAAUACUGAUUUUUAAUUAAUCUAUGAGAUCAUUCAGGGGCUUCCUGGCAAAAUUGGUUGGCGUGGAAACGAUAUUUUGGAUGAGCAUGCAUCCGCGGACAUCCGAGUAAACGCUAUGAUUGCUCCACAUCCUGGAUUCCAGGAGGCUUUCCAUUGCACGGAUGACAGCAGGAUGAUCAGAUCGUCAUUGGUAUGACUGCGUUGGAAAUAAUUUGGAAAUAUUCUGAAUUUCAGGAGAGCUGCAUCAUUUACGGAAGAAAUGCUCCAAAUGUGAAAAAGCAUCGAUAA
Molecule: messenger RNA, 1949 nt
Organism: Caenorhabditis sp. 36 PRJEB53466
Lineage: Eukaryota; Metazoa; Nematoda; Chromadorea; Rhabditida; Rhabditidae
Source: the annotation of a GenBank genome assembly